CUCGCAGACCCGAAAUUCCCCAAAUCCAAUGAUGUCAUCAUCUGCUGCGCCCUCCGAACUCGUCCUCUACAACCUCGUCCCAGCCCAAACCCUAAACCCUCACAACCCCACCGCCGCCGCCGCCGACCCCGCCGGCGAGCGCCGCGUCCGCCCGCGCCGCUCCGCGGACCGCCACGCCAAGGUCGCCGGCCGCGGCCGCCGCGUGCGCAUCCCGGCCAUGGUCGCCGCGCGCGUCUUCCAGCUCACCCGCGAGCUCGGCCACCGCACCGACGGCGAGACCAUCGAGUGGCUCCUCCGCCAGGCCGAGCCCUCCAUCAUCGCCGCCACCGGAACCGGCGUCACCCCGCAGGAGGCGCCCCCCGCCGCCGUCCCCGUCGGCGGCCACGGCGCAUCUUUCGUCCAGGUGCCCUACUACACGGCCCUCCUCAUGCAGCCGCCCAGCGUCGAGGAGCAGCCGCUGGCGUCCGCGUCCGCGCCCGCCGCCCCUGACGAUGCCGACACUGCCACUGCGGCCGCGGCCCCGGAGGAGAACAAUUAAUUGGCACAACGGAAGCUAGGGUUAGGGGCUUGUUAGGGGUAGUCUGUGAAGAGUUUACUACUGGGCUCUUUAGUCCCUCCGGAAUAAUUUUCUCCUAUUGCCACGGCACGGGUUAGGCCCAAUUAGAUGGGCGAUUCGAAGGAGGGGGGAUUGGGAUGUUAGAAGUUUUAGCGGUGGAAGGAGGCAGCUUUCUGUCAGUGUUGGUUGAGUGAGUGUGAUACUCAUGUCUCAGUUCCUGUGAAUGGUUCAGUGCUGGUUUUAAUCUCAGUAUUCGCUUGUCCUCU
Lolium perenne is the source of this 822-nucleotide messenger RNA. Its product is annotated as transcription factor PCF1. The record is from RefSeq and is a predicted model, not a curated record. Gene Ontology annotation, molecular function: sequence-specific DNA binding; DNA-binding transcription factor activity. NCBI's taxonomy places the organism in Eukaryota, Viridiplantae, Streptophyta, Magnoliopsida, Poales, Poaceae. Gene Ontology annotation, cellular component: nucleus.